Messenger RNA from Lasiodiplodia theobromae, 3588 nucleotides. RefSeq names its product Glycerophosphodiester phosphodiesterase gde1. The record is from RefSeq and is a predicted model, not a curated record. Gene Ontology annotation, biological process: glycerophospholipid catabolic process. The transcript has 8 exons. Gene Ontology annotation, molecular function: glycerophosphocholine phosphodiesterase activity; protein binding. Lineage: Eukaryota; Fungi; Ascomycota; Dothideomycetes; Botryosphaeriales; Botryosphaeriaceae. The coding region runs from base 1 to 3588 and encodes 1195 amino acids.
AUGAAGUUUGGUCACAAUCUCGCCCGCAACCAGGUCCCCGAGUGGGCUUCCCACUACAUCAACUACAAGGGCUUGAAGAAGCUCGUCAAGUCGGCCGCCGAGGCUGUCAAGAAUGGAGGCGAGGCGGAUCUGGCGGAAUUUUUCUACUCGCUCGACCGCAACCUCGAAGAUGUCGACGGCUUCUACAAUAAGAAGUAUGCCGAGUCGGCGCGCAGGCUGAAGCUGCUCCACGACCGCUUCGGCCGCGCCACCAUGUUCUCGGACGGCAUCGACAGAGACGAGCUGGAGGACCUCGUUGGCGCCCUUCUGGAGCUGCGCGGCCAGUUGAGGAAGCUGCAAUGGUACGGCGAGGUCAAUCGCAGAGGCUUCGUCAAAAUCACCAAGAAGUUGGACAAGAAGGUGCCCAACUCGUGCACCCAGCAACGCUAUCUGGCUACCAAGGUUGACCCCACGCCCUUCGCCACCAACUACAAGCUGCAGCAGGAUAUGAAGGCCAUCAAUGACUGGCUCUCUGGCCUUGGUGAAGCCAAGGUGUUUGACGAUGUCAGCUCCGUGCACUCCACCGCUUCGCUGAAGAGAGUGUCUUCGAGAGCCAUCCUCAACCUGCCCUCGGGGCUCUUAGACACGGUAGACCAGGCUAUCCGGAACGAUGAUGCCGCAAUACUCGAGGAGCUGCUCCACGAGGCCAAUGCAGGAGAGGACAAGGCCAACCCUGCUUAUCAGAAGUUGCUCCUUAACCUCCUGCAGCGCUCCGUUUCUUGCAGGUCGCGCCAGUGUAUCCAAAAAUUACUGUCCCAGCUCACUUCUCUCGACGACGAGGAUGAUCUGAACAAGCGGAACUGUAUUCACAGACUGGUGAUUGCUAUCAGCCGUGCAAAAACCAACGAGGCCCAAAAUGGCGGUCAAAGCCAGGGUUCGGGUCCAUUCCUGGGCGUUCCGAAUGAUGCUGCGAACUUCAUAUCGCCAGCAGAAUCCCCCGUGCAGUUGCCUCCGCCAAGCUCUAUUACUGAGCAGCAGUCCAGCCAGCUGUUGGCUGCCAAUGAUGAGUCCGUUCUCAUGCUCUCCUACCUCCUUGACAGUUUGAAGCCUGAGCAGCGCUCUGCGCUAUCAGCUCGGGAUUCCUAUGGCAGACUGCCACUCCACUAUGCGGCGCAGUAUGGCUUCGUUAUCAUCUGCAAGAUUGUCAUCAACUAUAUGCAGAAGUGGGGCCAAUUUGACGUCUCCCAUGGUAUUGACUCCCCCGAAUGGCAAGAUUUGGACGGCUACGCGCCCCUCCACCUCAGUGUCAUCGGUGGUCAUCCACUAACUACCAAGACACUUCUGGACUCCGAGAGAUGGCAGGACCCUGAUGAGAAAAUCUCUAUUCGGAAGUCAGUGUCCAAGUCGGGGGCCGUGUUGUCGCUCGCCGUAAAGUCGAAUUUCGUCCAGAUCGUAAAACUUCUGGUCGAUGCUGGAGUGGACAUAAACUACCAGGACGAGCAAGGCGAGACGGCCUUGCAUGUUGCCGCCCGAUACGGUCACACCGAGUGUGCCAAAGCUCUUAUUACCGGGACUCCUGACCAAAAGGCCAAUGUCGAACUUGCAGAGAGCACUUUUGCGUGGACUCCUCUUUUCAUUGCUUGUGUCGAUGGCCACCUAGAUGUCGUCAAGCUGCUCAUUGAGGCCGGGGCGGACUUGGAAAAGCCGGACCUGUCCGGCUGGACGCCCAAGGAGCAUGCUGCCCUGAGAGGCCAUUUGGAUAUCGCGACGGUUUUGGCUGAGCUUACGCCUCCCCCAGCCACGACGGAGAAGGAGCAAGAGAAGCAGCUGCCUGUUCGCUCAGAGUCGCCGCCGCAGUCUUCGAUUGAGGAGAGGCGAUCCAACGCAAACAAGGAUCUGCGUGUGCCGGAGCCUGUCAAGACUUUCGGCCAUCGUUAUCUGCAGAAUGAAAGCAUGGUUCUCGUCAGUCUUGGCAGCAUGGAUAUGCGGAAGCACAUCGAGCCCGUUAAGCUUGACGACAUCCAUAUUUCUGAUGCCCACGCGACUCAGCUUGAUACUGCUCUCUCUCUCGUCGUCUCUGCUCAAGGCGCUUCUGGAGAGCCCACAGUCAUUGACCUCCCCGUCCAGGAGAACAUUAGUACUAACCCCAUAACCUUCAUGACCACGGAUGUUGCCAAGGUUAAACUCCUUUUUGAUAUCGUCCCUACUUACGCCGGUUCGAAAGAGCGCGUAGUCGGACGUGCUGUUGCCAUGCUGUCAAGCGUCAGACAAAUGGUCGGCUCCCAGAGGAUGAACCUCAAAGGCGACAUCAGCGUGCCGAUCGUCGCUGCCAAUACUCUGGAAAUCAUUGGAUCCGUCAACUUCAACUUCCUCGUCAUUACGCCUUUCUCCCACCCCAACCUGUCCAUUACGGAGAACCAAACGUACUGGAAGAGUAUGACGUCGACAAUGGUCAUUGGACACAGAGGUUUGGGCAAGAACCUUGCGUCUCGAAAGUCUUUGCAACUUGGCGAGAAUACGAUUCAGUCCUUUAUUGCUGCCGCCAACCUAGGAGCGUCUUAUGUUGAGGCACUGGCUGACAUUCCGCCGUCAUCACCCGUCGAGGCCAAGGCUGAGAACAAGGAUGUCGCCAAAACUCGGGCUAGGCCACGCUCGUACUCCGUUGAUGUCAAGAAGGAGAGCCAGUCAGACCUCAACGAGCGCAUGAAGCACACACGUGACUUCAAGAUGAAGGGCUACAAAGGCAACAGCCGUGGCAACUUUAUCCAGGCGCCCUUCACCACUCUCGAAGAGAUGUUUAAGAAGCUUCCUGAGUCGAUUGGUUUCAACAUUGAGAUGAAAUACCCAAUGUUGCAUGAAACCGAGGAGCAUGACAUGGACACAUACGCUGUCGAGCUGAACUCAUUCGUCGACACCGUUCUGAAGAAGGUGUACGACCUUGGCUCAAACCGCAACAUCAUCUUCUCGUCCUUCCACCCAGACAUUUGCCUUCUGCUAUCCUUCAAGCAGCCAUCUAUUCCUAUCCUCUUCCUCAGCGAUGCGGGCACUUCGCCCGUUGGAGACAUCAGAGCCAGCAGUGUUCAGGAAGCCAUUCGCUUCGCCUCGCGCUGGAACCUCCUCGGUGUUGUCACGGCAGCAGAGCCCCUGGUCAUGUGCCCACGCUUGGUUAGGGUCGUCAAAGAGUCUGGUUUGGUUUGCGUCAGCUAUGGCACGCUGAACAACGAUCCCGUCAAUGUGCAGCGGCAAGUAAAGGAAGGUAUCGACGCGGUCAUCGUUGACAGCGUCCUCGCUAUCCGUAAGGGGCUCACCGCGCACGAGGAGGAGAGGAAAGCGAGCAAAGAGACUGCUGCCGCGAUUGCUGCCGCUGCAUCGGCCGCCCAGCUCACCGAAGCAAAUGGCGCCAAUGGUACGAGCAAGGCUGCUGCCGCCGUCGCUGUCACCAACGGAAACCCGCCCACCAACGGAACCAGCGGCGGAGGCCAGAGCAAUGGUGACAACAACGACCUCCCCGCGGAGAUCGCCCGCAUCGUCGACACGGUCAACGGCGUACCCGUCUACGCCAAUGGCCAGACUGGUGGUGGUGGCUCUGUCAACGGAGCCGUUUUUUAG